AUGCAAUUGAAGAACGUUGCUUUGGUAUCAGCCGCUUGUUUGGCUUCCAACGUGUGUGCAGACGGUUACACUCCAGGUCAGGAAUGGUCCACUUUGACCCCAACAGCCACGUACAAAUGUGGUAUCACAGAGUAUGCUUCAUCUUUCGGUCUCGCAGUGCAGACUAUCAGCUCCUCCAUGGCUAAAAGAGAUGCAGUUUCUCAAAUCGGUGAUGGUCAGCUACAAGCAACCACUACCGGCGUUUCGCAAAUUGGCGAUGGUCAGCUACAAGCAACUACCACCGCUGCUCCACAGGCUACCGGUAGUCAAAGCCAACAGUCUCUAAGUGAGGCCACCACAACUCUGUCCCCAAGUUCCGCUGCAGCCUCCAACAGCGCCUGUGCCACUCAGCCUGUCACUUUGGAUUCCUCGUCGUGUAAGAAUUCUGGUACUUUGACCGUUCAGCUGAAGGGCGGUGUCUUGACCGACGGUAAGGGUAGAAUCGGCUCCAUUGUUGCAAACAGACAAUUCCAGUUCGAUGGUCCACCACCACAAGCUGGUGCUAUCUACGCCGCGGGCUGGUCCAUCACCCCAGGUGGCAAUUUGGCAUUGGGUGAAAAUGACGUCUUCUACCAAUGUUUGUCUGGUAACUUCUACAACUUGUACGAUCAGUCCAUAGGUGAGCAAUGUCACCCAAUCCAUUUAGAAUUGGUGAACCUCGUUGACUGUUAG
Molecule: messenger RNA, 711 nt
Organism: Torulaspora globosa
Lineage: Eukaryota; Fungi; Ascomycota; Saccharomycetes; Saccharomycetales; Saccharomycetaceae
Exons: 1
Coding region: 1-711 (236 amino acids)
Biological process (GO): fungal-type cell wall organization
Cellular component (GO): fungal-type cell wall
Molecular function (GO): structural constituent of cell wall
Source: RefSeq, a predicted model, not a curated record